Messenger RNA from Serendipita indica DSM 11827, 1779 nucleotides. The record is from the annotation of a GenBank genome assembly. NCBI's taxonomy places the organism in Eukaryota, Fungi, Basidiomycota, Agaricomycetes, Sebacinales, Serendipitaceae.
AUGGACUUUGCUACAAGGUCGAACGAUGCCAUCGCUCGCUCAGUGGUCGGGCGAUGGUUCAAACUAGACGGCUCAGGCGUCAAAGGUGAACGCAAAGGUUCCAGAUUCUGGACGGAGGUUCGAGCCGGUAUCACUACCUUCUCGGCCAUGGUCUACAUUAUCAGUGUGAAUGCCAUCAUUCUGUCCCAAUCUGGCGGCAACUGCGUUUGCAAUGGUGGAGCGGAUGACCCGAUUUGCCUUACCAACACUGAGUAUGCACUCUGCAAGGACGAGGUCCGCCGCGACCUCAUUACCGCGACUGCUGGUGUUUCCGCCAUGUCCUCUUUCUUGAUGGGCCUCUUUGCCAACUUGCCGGUCACAUUGGCCCCCGGUAUGGGUCUGAAUGCUUACUUUGCCUUCUCGGUCGUCGGCUUCAACGGAACAGGCAGCAUUCCUUACAGCAAGGCUCUCGCUGCUGUGUUCCUCGAAGGAUGGCUUUUCGUAAUCUUGACCCUCCUCGGAAUCCGUCAAUGGCUCGCUCGUACCAUCCCUCGCUCGCUCACCCUUGCGACUGGAGCUGGGAUUGGUCUUUUUAUCGCUUUCAUUGGUCUCCUCCCUGCUGGAGGUAUUGGCGUCAUUGGUGGCGAUUAUGCCAAUAUGGUUGGAUUGGGUGGUUGCAAGGACCAAUAUCAGGAUCCUGAACACCCAUACUACUGUCUCUCGCAUGUCCUCCAGCGUCCAACCAUCUGGAUUGGCAUCUUCCUUGGUGGAUUCCUCACCGUACUCCUGAUGAUAUACCGCAUUCGUGGUGCGAUUCUGUGCGGUAUCAUCCUCGUCAGCAUCAUCUCCUGGCCUCGAUCGACUUCCGUUACCUACUUCCCUCAUACUCCUGCCGGAGACGCCAACUUUGACUUCUUCAAGAAAGUUGUCACCUUCCGGCCAAUCCAGCGCACGCUCAACGCCAUUGACUAUGAGUACUCGGACGGCAAGAUUUGGCUCGCCCUGAUUACGUUCCUCUAUGUCGAUAUCAUGGACACCACGGGUACUCUGUAUUCCAUGGCUCGGUUCGCCGGUGUCAUGAAUGAGCGCACUGCCGACUUCGAGAACAGCACCAUCGCUUACUGUAUCGAUGCUUUCUCCAUCUCCAUUGGUGCCCUUUUCGGUACUUCGCCUGUUACUGCAUUCAUUGAGAGCGCAACCGGUAUCUCUGAAGGUGGUAAGACGGGUCUCACCGCCAUUACCUCUGGAUUGUGCUUCUUCAUCUCCAUUUUCUUCGCCCCCAUCUUUGCCUCCAUUCCAGCGUGGGCGACCGGAGGUGCACUCGUCAUUUCUGGCUCGUUGAUGAUCCGGAACGUCGUUGAUAUCAACUGGAGCUACCUCGGCGAUGCAGUGCCGGCAUUCCUCACCCUUAUAAUCAUCCCCUUCAGCUUUAACAUCGCCUACGGUCUUAUCGCGGGCAUCUGCGCCAUGGUCAUCCUCAAGGGCGUCCCAUGGGUGAUCAGCAAGGCCACCGGCGGACGUAUUCAACCACCAAAUUACGAGGCUCGUGAGGAUUGGGGUUUCCCUAGUGGUGGACUCGCACCACAGUGGGCUAAAAAGCUAGCCAAGGGCGACAGGCGCUUCUGGGUUCCAGACGAGGACGAAAUUGCUCUCCCCCAUCACAAUAAAGAGACCGGGUCACCUCGCUCUGGUUCCCUCGACGAGAAGCACGAAGGUUCGGAGAAGGCUCCCCCUCAUCUCGUUCACGAGGCUCCUCCGGAGACGGAAGGACCCAACAAGCCAGUUACAUCCCCGGUCUAA